GACUGUCCAGCCGUGGAAAGUGCAGCCGGUGGUCCCAAUAACGGAGCCGUCUGGGUAGCAGUUAUGGCCCGGAGGGGGGAAGACCUGGCGGCUCGGCGCUGCUCCCCCUCCAGCUAUGGGCUCUUGCUGCCCCCCUGCAGGAGAGCACCAAGAGACGGACAAGUGUUGCCGUGAACAUGACCACUGCCAGCACCUCAUCUACCCCUUCACCUACAAGUACGGGCACCACAACCUGCGUUGGCAUACCAUCAGCCACUGCGACUGCGACAGGAGGCUGAAAGACUGCUUGAGUGCCGUGAACACAGCUGCUUCCCGCGUGGUGGGACAAGCCUUUUUCAACAUCAUCCAGGUGCCUUGCUUCGAGUUUGUCUACAAGGAGGUCUGCGUGGAGUCCUACCUCUAUGUGUGGUGCAAGAACCACAGCACCAUGGCUGUUGCUGUCCUCCGGGACCCGGUGAUGUUCGACUAUGGAGGAGAACUGAUAGACGUGCCAGCAACACGCCGCCAGCCGUCACCGGCCGCUUCCACCGCCGUUUCCCCCAAGAGCCGCUUCCAACCAGCGGGGAGCUCUGCUUCUCCUCCUCCCCGGAAGCCAGGCCAGACUGCCAAGAGACGGCCCACCCUCGGCCCCCGGGCCAGGCCAAGCAGCGUGGCCCCAAAGCCUCGGAAGGGCAAAGGGAAGGAAAGACCAGGCCGGAAAGGGAAGGGGGCAAAGAAAAAGCAGAAAGGCGCCUGGGCCAAGGCAGGCGCUCCUGCAGCCCCCCUGCGCCCCACCAGGGAGGGAGCCACCGUCUCCCUGAAGCAGCUGGCUGUUCAGGAGCUGGGGAAGGGGGACACCCAGGCCCCAGGCAGGCACCCUGAGGUGGGGCAGGGGGACUCUUUCAAUGCCAUCCUCAGUGAUGAGCCUGGCAGAGGAGGGACUGACCUGGGGGCUGGCGCUCCGCCUGAGAGCACUCAGACCACCACCCCUGGGCCGUCUGGGAGGAGGAGGAGGAGGAGGAAGAGGAAGAGGAGGAAGAAGCUCCAGAAGGAAGAAGAAACAUUGCCACGUCAUCAGCAGCCCUCUGUGCCCAGCAGAGACUUGGAGGAGGAAGCAGGGGCAGCGUAAAGAAGGAGCAAAACGCCACUCACCCAAACCUUCUCCCCCAUGGCAGCAGCUCUCUCUGGGGCAGAGGGACCCUGCAGCUGAAGCGCCAACAGAAGACCCAGCCUGCUCAGCUGGCCUUAAUCAAGAAGGAAUAAAAGCGGGCAAACCAUG
This is a messenger RNA of Python bivittatus (Burmese python), 1258 nucleotides long. The record is from RefSeq and is a predicted model, not a curated record. NCBI's taxonomy places the organism in Eukaryota, Metazoa, Chordata, Lepidosauria, Squamata, Pythonidae.